This is a messenger RNA of Coffea arabica (coffee), 480 nucleotides long. RefSeq names its product NAC domain-containing protein 66. The record is from RefSeq and is a predicted model, not a curated record. Lineage: Eukaryota; Viridiplantae; Streptophyta; Magnoliopsida; Gentianales; Rubiaceae. Gene Ontology annotation, molecular function: DNA binding. Gene Ontology annotation, biological process: regulation of DNA-templated transcription; system development.
AUGGUGGAAGACUACGCAAUAGGUUGCCGUUUCAGGCCCUCAGAGGAAGAACUACUUUACCUCCUCCGUGACAAAGUUACCAACCCGCGGUUCCAAUAUGAUCAGGUCAAGGAAAAGAAGCUCUACGGGGAAGGUGCCUCACCGUGGAAUGUUUUCAGCGAUGAUGAUCUUCAGCGGGAACUUUUUGAUGAUAAUGGGAGCAAUGGUAACAAAAGAAUGGUCUACGUGUUUACUGAGUUAAACAAAUUGAGUGCCAAGAAGGCCGCGAGAACGGCUGGUUCCGGGACAUGGGAUGGAGAAGCUAAGAUUACUACAAUUCAGGACAUGAUCACUGGUGAGCAAAUUGGGAAAAGGAAGAUGUUAAGCUAUGUUCUCCAUUCGGGUUCAGAGGUAAAGAAGGGUAGAUGGAUAAUGCAUGAGUAUGCUUUUGCUGGUGCUUGCUUGAAUGGGAUAGGUAGCAGCAUCCACAAUACUGAUUAA